ACCAAUCAGAGAUCCCAGCGGAGGAUCACCGGCCAUUGACUGUACGGGAGGGCGCGGCUUAGCACUCGGCCUCGGUGCUGCUUGUCGUGUUGUGAUCGGCCAUUGAGUCGGUAUGUGGCAGCAGGUGGUGCGCGGUGUGACGGCGGGCAUCGCGGCAUGGCUCCGCAAUCGGGCGCCCCCGGUGUGCCGCCACAGGGAGUACGGUGCACGGGCCCUCAUACGCGGCCUUCGGUACAGAAACAGUCCGGGGAGAACGGGGAGGCUGCUGGCCGCACUGACCGGGGCCUUUCUAUGGGAGGAGGAACGGGUCCGAGAAGACGAGAUCCUCAGGUCAGCGGAUGAGAUGAAGCAGAUGCCGAUGGCCACCAACUUGCCCCUUGGACAGACACCUCUGUAUGAUGAGGAUCUGGGCUGGGAACUAGUAUUAGAUAAGAAAGACUUCAAAUUGUGGAGGCGACCUAUAGAGGGGACUCAUCUCUACCAGUACAGAGUAUGUGGCUCAUACAGGGAUGUGACGCCUCGACAGUUCUUUAAUGUCCAGCUAGACACAGAGUACCGCAAGAAGUGGGAUGCACUGGUCAUUAAACUGGAAGUGGUUGAGAGAGAUGAUGUCUCUGGAUCAGAAGUUGUUCACUGGGUCACACAUUUCCCUUACCCAAUGUAUUCCCGGGAUUAUGUCUACGUCAGGAAGUAUCACAUUGACCUGGAGAACAACCUCAUGGUUUUGGUGUCUCGAGCAGUGGAGCAUCCAGAUGUGCCAGAGUCUCCUGAGUAUGUACGGGUCCGGAACUACCAGUCUCAGAUGGUGAUCAGACCGCACUUCUCAUUUGAUGAGAAUGGCUUUGAUUACAUGCUGACCUACAGUGACAACCCCCAGACUGUGUUUCCUCGCUACUGUGUAAAUUGGAUGGUAUCCAGUGGGAUGCCGGAUUUUCUAGAUAAGCUGCACCUAGCAACACUCCGUGCCAAAAACAUGGAGAUCAAAGUGAGAGAUUACAUAUCCAUCUGGCCUCAGGAAUGCAACAGCGAAUCUAGAGUCAGUCCAGAACGGAAGCCAGCGGCUGCGCGCCCUGCGGGACAGAUGGAAUAUGCAUAAUUGGCGACGCUGGAGGUACUUUACCUCCCACAGGCCUGAGACAAGGAAGAUGUACGUUUGGGCCAUUGAGUCUUCACACUCAGCAAUGCAGGUCCCAAGUGACACCGGUUACUGCCAACUACAGCUGCAUUGCUAUACGUCCCUAUGAGGCAACACGUGCCUUGUAAGAGAUCAUCUGAUGCUCUACUUGUGCCAGAUUUCUGGACAAUUGCAGGGAAGAUGAAGUAGCCAGUGGGCAUUACAAACAGGAAAGCAGAUGAGUUUUUAUUAUCUGUAGGCUUUUGUCUUUUGUGGUGUGUCUGACAUCAAUCGUUAAUUAUACAAAGGAAUGUUUUUUAUAUUGUACUCUGUUUUCCAAACUGUUGCAUGCCCGAUGCUAAUGAUACUGAUUUUUCCAUAUGAACAAUACCAGGAUACUGGAACACAGUCUGUGACUGGAUGGAUUUUGAUGUCUACUAGCAGCAAAAGGGAGGCGUGUCCUUUUUGCGUGCAGAGUGACAUCCGCUUGUCAAUCAUUUUGGUUAGUUGCCGUCUUGAGUGAAUGUCUUGCUCAGAGACUUGGAAUCCGCAGACGUGGUGGAGUGUCUCUUUGGUUGAUCCAGAAAUGACAUUGUGGAGUCACUGAUUUUAUGGAGAAAGCACAUACUGCUUAAGUGCUGUACACUCCCAAAAGAGCUCACAAUUGUUUUUACCUUUACAGAAUUUGUUGGAUGCUUCGGAUUUCAGCUUCCUAUACAAAGUGUUCUAGUAUGUACAUUCGCUUAAAACCGAUCACUUAAGGCCGUUUCCUUUUGCAUCUACAAUUUGAUUAACAACAUAUUGUAGUUUAUACACUUGGACUAAUGCUGACUGUUCAUUAUGCGACUCCAUUGUCUGCAGUAUCAAGAUAUAAUGAAGUCUUUGUAUGAUUUAUGCCUUAAUAGAUGGCUACAGGCUUCUGCUACGUUACUACACCAACAGCACCUGAUAAUGGUACACAGCCCGGUGUUUCUCAAGUCCUUCUACCUGUAUGUGCCCCCCUCUGCAGGCACGUGCACAUAUUAAGCUAUGAAUACUGUAAGAGAGUCCUGUAUACUAUUUAUUUGUGAAAAAAGCUGGAAAGGCUAGAACCAGAGUUGGGAAACCCUCCCAUAAACAUUCACAGUCUGCUGAGUGCCUUGGUAACUACUUGUAGGCUAGUCAGAGAAGAGGUUCUGCUGCCCCAUAACAUUCCCAACAGGCAGGGUUUAUAUUAUAUUUUAGUUAGUGACUACUCAGGUGGAUCUGUACAGUCUGUAAAGAACUUGCACUAGUUUUAGCCUUGUUCUUUACCUUGUUAACUGGUGCUGGAAAGCACUAGUCUGGCAGGAAGGGGUUAAUUUAUAAACAUCUCAGCAGUGCAGUUUAUCCAUAUAUCAGUCGCCGGAGAGGUCUUGCAGUGAGCCACCCCUCAGUUGAUCUGUGUUCUUCUAUAUCACAUCCGUUUAGCAAAGAUAUAUAGAUUUCAGUCCUACUGCAUAUGUGCGAGCUGAUAAGGCGUCCGGGGAAGCAAGGAUUACCUCUUUUUCCAUUGAAAACCUAGAAGAAAUGGUCAUCACUGCUUGAUGAAUAGACCCCUACGUUUGUCUCUAUCGGUGAGUAUUUAGUUAUUUAAAUAUCAUCAUACAGUAGACUUGAUGAGAACUGAAUCUGCUGUACAAAGGGCUUUUUUUUUUUUUUUUUUUACAUUUCUCCCUGCUUUCUUCUGUUCCAUGUCUGUCUGUAUUGUUGGGUGGACCCCUCCGUGGCACUUAUGUUAUAAGUACAGAACAAAUCGCACUCCUUAUGCAGAGGCGAGCCUAUUUACACCUUCACUAGCAGAAGGACACUUGCAGAGUUCUAUAAUAGCGUUGUGUGUUGCAGUGGAGGUGUUGCUCACUACGGCAAUCCUGUGAAGCUUUUUAAAAUCACUCCAGAAUUAACGACUUGUUUUCCGACGCUCUCCUGAAACUUGCCACUCUCAGAUGCCUACUCUGCUGGAACCAGGGGAACAUCGUUUUCAUGCAAUGAAUAAAACAAUUUUGCUUAAAGGCGCAAUUCAAUCCCCCUCUUCUCCUCCCCCCCAAAAAAAACCCCAAAACAAAACAUUUUGAGCGCACAUAAUAACACUUGGAAAUAACAAUUGGAAGUAAUGGCACUUAAAACAGGGCUUUUAGCUCUCUCACUCUUCUAGUUUAGCAUUGUUAAAUAUGCAUUACAAAGAUAGGUAAACCAAUUACUCCCUGCGCAGCCAGUAAUAACGUCUAAUGGACCAACCUACCGGAAAGUACAGAUGUCUGAGCUGUGUGAUAUUUUGUGAAGUAUUCCCUGCCACAGGCAAUGGAAUGGUUAAAGCAGCAGUACGAAACCUAUGUAUCUGCAGUUACUGUGGAAUUCCAAGCAUUCAGAGACUUCUAGUUCUACAGCUAGAGCAAAGUCACAGGCGGUAUGCAUCUGGGGUUAAAUAGUUGUGAUCAGUUUUUUUUUUUAAACCGUAACCUUCAUCCCCCUAAGCUGUUGUAAUAUGUAUUCUGUAACUAAAUGGACCGCAUAAUUCUCUGUGUACGCAUUUGCACUGCUGUUCCAUUUUUGGAAGCCCCCUCCGAUGUGAUGUUACGAUUUCUUUUUCUUUUUUUUUUUCUUUUCUUUUUUUUUAACUAGUGUAAUUAAAUAUACAUGUUAGUACUAAA
Messenger RNA from Pseudophryne corroboree (corroboree frog), 3783 nucleotides. It is a transcript of the gene STARD7, whose product is annotated as StAR related lipid transfer domain containing 7. The transcript has 8 exons. Bases 113 to 1096 code for a protein of 327 amino acids. The record is from RefSeq and is a predicted model, not a curated record. NCBI's taxonomy places the organism in Eukaryota, Metazoa, Chordata, Amphibia, Anura, Myobatrachidae. Gene Ontology annotation, molecular function: lipid binding.